Messenger RNA from Sphaeroforma arctica JP610, 1706 nucleotides. RefSeq lists its product as hypothetical. Gene Ontology annotation, cellular component: nucleolus; small-subunit processome. NCBI's taxonomy places the organism in Eukaryota, Ichthyosporea, Ichthyophonida. The transcript is spliced from 5 exons. The annotation marks the transcript as partial. Gene Ontology annotation, biological process: maturation of SSU-rRNA from tricistronic rRNA transcript (SSU-rRNA, 5.8S rRNA, LSU-rRNA). The record is from RefSeq and is a predicted model, not a curated record.
GAUCCGACUACGAUGCGGGCGAUUUCUCUGACGCCGAGGAAGAAGAAAAGGAAGCUCUGCGCAUGCAGCGUGAACAGGCUGAGUUACUAGACGAGGAUGACUAUCUGGGCGAUACUAUGCUCGAGACCCUGGCCAAAUCCGAUGUCAAGAAGCGCACCGACAAGGAGGUAGAGGCGAGUGAUAAUAUGAGCAUAGUAACCAAGGUACAGAGCGAGCUGAAUGAGAUCGAUCUAGAGUCGCUGCACACGAUUGUGCGGGAUACAUCGAGCCUGACGCGAGAGGAGAAGCUGGAACUGAUCCUCAACGAUUCACCGGAGCUGCUAGAGCUGACUGAAGACCUGCAGGACGCCAUCCUCGAGCUCAGAGGCCGCAUCGCCCCUGUGCGCAACAUGUACCUCGAGAACAGACACGCCGAAGGCUACACCACAGACCGCACGCCCCAGGCCAUAGCUGCGGAAAAGUACCUAGACACACGCUUCCAUCUACUGGUCAACUACUGCAUGAACCUGUCCUUCUAUCUGUACCUCAAGGCCAACCACGAGAACGUCAAGAAUCACCCCGUGAUUGCGCAGGUGGUGCGGCUGCGGGAGCUGAAGGAGAGGCUCGAGGUGGUGGAUGAGAGCGUGCAGCAAGAGGUGGACUUUCUGGUGGCGUACCUACAACAGGAACAGGACGAGGGGGGGGCCGACAACGGGUCAGAGUCAGAGGUGGAUGAGGCUACGAGUGUCCCUGUGGGUAGGCAGAGGGGUAGCGAUAAGGGCGAGGAUGAAGAGGAGAGUGAGGAGGAGUACGAGGAUGGUGCGGAAGGGGGUGGUAUGGCGAAGUUCGGUAUUGAGCAGGAUGGCGAGUCGGAUAUGGAUGUGACUGUGGAUAGUCGAGCGAGUGCGCCGUCGGCCAAUAGGAAGGUUGGAGGCUUCGUUGCCAUGCCAACCAAGGUGCUCGAUGCAGAUGUCCAACGGGCGUCCGAGAAGGCGAUGUUGGGCGAUACUAAAAAGGCAAAACGGGCGGGAAAACGAGCGCUUAAAGGUGAUGACUAUGGAGAGAGCGAGGCGUCUCAGCAUGCGCGAGAGGAAGGGAAGACGUAUAAGAGUGCUCUACACAAGCAUCACGAGAAGAAGAAGCAGAAGGGUCCCAAACAAACUGUGUACGGAGGCGGCGACGAUGAUGUACCGAACCGAAAGAAGGACAAUCGUUUGGCGUUCGCCAGGGAUGAGGACAGCGGUGCUAAGGGGUCUGAGGACAAGGACGUAGGCUUGGUCAAGACAAUACAACAGAACGCUGCGGACACGGUCAUUGGCGGAGACGGAGUUGUAGGUAAAACUGUACUAGAGGUCGCUGGAGAUGUGGACGCAGAUCUGGACUACUAUCAAGAACUGGUAGCCAUGAAGAAGAAACGCAAGGAUCAACGAGAGGAGAUGCACACACGCGUAGCCGACUAUCUGCCUGAGGACGAGGCGGAGGGCAAACGGGGUAUCAACUGGCAGAUACAGAAGAACAAGGGUCUGACACAGAAGAAACAGAUCAGGAAUCCCCGUGUGAAGCACAAGAUCAAGUACGACAAGGCUAUGAUCAAGCGGAAACACGUGGUCAAACAGUACAAGGUGGGCGAAUCAGGGAAGACAUACGGCGGAGAGCACACAGGUGUCAAGUCUGGCCUCAGUCGAUCCGUCAAGCUCACACACAAUUAAAACAUUUUUUCUUUCGAG